Messenger RNA from Pseudocercospora fijiensis CIRAD86, 1732 nucleotides. RefSeq lists its product as uncharacterized. The coding region runs from base 1 to 1068 and encodes 355 amino acids. Gene Ontology annotation, molecular function: transcription coregulator activity. The transcript is spliced from 3 exons. Gene Ontology annotation, cellular component: cytoplasm; SBF transcription complex. NCBI's taxonomy places the organism in Eukaryota, Fungi, Ascomycota, Dothideomycetes, Mycosphaerellales, Mycosphaerellaceae. The record is from RefSeq and is a predicted model, not a curated record.
AUGGAGACCAUGACCGCCAACUACGCCAGUAUACCGCAUACAUCGCAGCCUUCGCGUUUCCCGGAUGCAUCAUCAUCGCGCAUGACGAACCCCACGUCAAAAGCGACGCGUACAGCGCACAACCACACGCCCGCCGACAUCCCGUAUUCCACGGCGCAAUCAUUCGAGGCACCUGCAAGCCAGGAAUCCAUCAUCAGUGUACAGAGUAGUGUUGGAAGCAGUAGAGCACCACACUUGCAGGGGAGCGAGGGCAACCUGUCGCAACUCACCAACUACACCGACUUAACAUCUCCGUCUUCCGGCGAACCGUUCAAGCAUACAAUUGAUUCUGGAGAGGACGCGGCACCGUCAAACACGUGGGACAAGUCACAUAUCAGUCGCGACGGAACGCCUGAGGAUGGCACGCGAAACAUGGUUGAUAUCGCGUUAGCAAGUCCCAUGAGCAUAACGUCACCAGCUGUGACGAAUGGCGCGAAGAGAACAGCCAGCGGACACGUCAAAAAUACCCCCAGCCUUUCCAGCACCCCAUACACUGCUAUGAUCCAAGGAUCUGGAUCGCGAAGAGAAUCCGUAUCAUCAACCAGUAGUCGCGCUGGGGAAAUGGCCGCCAACCUCAAAGCACGACUCGGCUAUGCAAUGGCCAAAGUACAGCACGGCUGGGAGCACAAGUCGCUGCAGGAAGUAGAGCAGCUCGCUGCAGAGAAAGCGGGAAUUAAUCGAUACAGCAUGCCCUCUCUCGAUCAGCCCCGGCCAGGCACCAGCGGUCUCAGCAAUGGUACUGCAGGCCUUUCCAUGUACGACAACAACUACGGCAGAGGCAAUCUCGAGAUAGAGCAACCGCCCUCGAAACGACACUCUGCUAAUUAUUCACAUCUGCUUCCGCUUUCCCAAUCGAUACAGACAUCAUUAGGACCCGCUCCACGCCUUCAACCCGCACCAGAUAUCCGACCUACGUCCAGCUCUGGAGCUAUAUAUCACCCCGGACUCGGUAAGGCCGUCCCUCAUUCUUACAGAGGAUCUGCGUCGUCGAAUGGACCUCGAAUCUCAACGAUACCCGACGAACGCUGAGCAGGUAGGAGGUUUUUCAGGGGAUGCCGCGUCGCGAUGGAAGUUUUCCAUCCUACAACCAGGAGCAAUAUUGCGCAGCCAAGGAGACUGGACUGGGAAGUUUUGCUAUCACCAAGGCGCCAUUGUUUCGCGAUGCCUUGGCUGGAGUCCGCUACUACUGGCCGUUGCGCUCGUUUUCCUGGGGAAUUCCCAAUUGUCCGCAAAUCAUCACAAUAAAGUCCUUUGAGUACAAGUUGCCCAGAUACCCGGUCGGACGCCCAGUCUUUAGUCUCGCCGUUUCACCCACGUGGGGGCAAGGAAGUCGCCGGGCUUAAACUUCGGGUCUCAAGAAAUCAGGCUGAGCCUCCCCAAACCACACGCCAAGACCAACACAAAACUUUCCACAUAAAACCUCAUGUCUACACUGCAACAAAAUCGCAAAAUCGCACACUUCUCCCAUCAUCAUGUCCCUCCUCACCCUAGCCUUCGCCUUCGCCGCCACCCUCACCAACGCCCUGGACCCCUCCUGCACCUACACAACCACCACCCGCCACUCCAUCCCCAACGUCCUUUUCAACUGGGGCCAAGCCUGGAGAGGCAACUGGACGGCCUGGAACGAAACCGUGCUCCCCAACGUCGCCUUCUACACAGACCGCAUCCCCAUCCCUUUCAACUCCCAAAUUUC